CUUAGAGCAAAGUCGCCGUACUUAUUAACAAGCUGUGUCGUCAACAAUCAUUUGGGAGUUGUUUAAACAUCUGUAGAACAACUCAAAGUCUAAAAGUGUGUGAUUAAAAUUGUUUUUUAAUAAAAUAAAUAUAUUAUUUCGAGGCUAAUUUACUUAAAUAAUAGUUUCCAUUGGGCGUGUCAAAAUGUCUAUAAUAUUAUUUAUUGCUGCAGCAUUAUUACAAAUAAUAUCGGCUCAACGAGCGCCUACAAUAUCAUACAUAUCUCAGGAACAAAUCAAGGAUAUUGGAGGAACAGCCGAAUUAGCAUGCUCUGUGCAAUAUGGUCAAGACUACCCUGUUUUAUGGGUAAAAAUGGUAAAAGGAGCUUUUUACAGUGACCAAAUACCUCUGUCGUCUAAAACUACGUUGAUUAUUAGGGACAGUAGGUUUGCUCUCAGAUAUGACACAGCAACUUCUAGUUAUACUCUUCAGAUUAAAGACAUUCAAGAAACUGAUGCUGGUACCUAUGAAUGUCAAGUAUUAAUUUCAUUGAAUAAUCGUAUUCGUGCUGAAGUCGAAUUGCAAGUUCGUCGAGCUCCCUUCAUCAGCGAUAACUCAACUCGAGCGGUGGUUGUAAGCGAAGGAGAAUCUGUAGUCCUUGAAUGUUAUGCUGGCGGUUAUCCCACCCCUAAAAUUUCAUGGCGCAGAGAAAACAAUGCUCUCCUACCUACAGGAGGUUCCAUUCAUAGAGGUAAUAUACUGAAAAUUCCAUCAGUAAACAAGGAAGAUCGUGGAACAUACUAUUGCGUUGCUGAAAAUAAAGUUGGUCGUGGUGCUAGACGUAAUAUUAAUGUGGAAGUUGAAUUUGCACCAGUCAUUUGGGCACCACGUCCUCGCUUAGGUCAAGCUUUACAAUUCGACAUGGAUCUUGAAUGCCACGUUGAGGCUUAUCCUCCACCAGCAAUCGUAUGGUUAAAGGAUGACGUAGAAUUAUCUAACAAUCAACAUCAUAGUAUAUCUAAUUUUGCUACAGCAGAUGAAUAUACUGACACAACAAUUCGUAUUAUUACUAUUGAAAAAAGACAAUACGGUAAAUAUAUUUGCAAAGCUGCCAAUAAAUUAGGAUCUGCUGAAACAUCUGUUGAACUUUUCGAAACAAUUAUUCCGGUAUGCCCGCCUGCUUGUGGUCAAGCCAAAUACGGAACUGGUGCUAUUCCAGUUUCAUCUGGACUUUUGAUAUCUCUUGUUUUAAUCAUUUCCGCCUUUUAUAGAAACCUCAAUACCAGAUAUUAAUUAUCCUGGUCUACUAUCGUCCACAGGAUAUCAAAUUUUAACACUCAAGUGGCUUCUUAUAUUUUCUAGUGUUACGACACUAUUAGUUUAAUUAUGACUUUUAAAUAGUCAUAUAGGAUAAUCGAUGACAUCGAAAAGAUUUUUUAUAACAUAGAUCUGAGUUUAGACUCUCUAUUAAUCGAUAUGCGGACCAUUGUUAAAUAUACACAGAGAAAAGUUAUAAAGUAUUGAAAUUUUGUACAUUUUUAUAGAAAAAUUUUUGAAGACAACAUUUUUACUCAUACAUUGUAGUAAAAAAAAAUAAUAAUCAUAUUUUACAGUAAAAUUUUUUAUCAAGAAUUUUAAAUAAUAUUUUUCUCUGUGUUAGAUAAAUUGGCCUGUAGAAUGACAUAUAAUGUAUCUCAUAAGUGCACUAAGUAAUCUCAAAAGUUUUAUACAUUAAUGCCAGAUUUAAGAUUGAUGAUUAUGAAAGAAAUAAUUAGCUCAAUAAGAGGAAUCAUAGUUUCAUAUAUAUUCAUCAGUCAGUACCAAUAUUUUAAUAUUUAGUAAA
Molecule: messenger RNA, 1823 nt
Organism: Chelonus insularis
Lineage: Eukaryota; Metazoa; Arthropoda; Insecta; Hymenoptera; Braconidae
Gene: Lac
Product: Lachesin
Exons: 7
Coding region: 185-1273 (362 amino acids)
Cellular component (GO): neuron projection
Source: RefSeq, a predicted model, not a curated record